UGCUUUCCUUCUCUUUCUCUGAUUGGUCCGUUCUUUCUUCUCUCUCACGUACGCAUUUUGUCCGUUUUGCCCCUUCCCUCUGUCUCUGCUGUUAGGGCUCUUAGCUGGACUGCUUUUUGUAUCAAUUCAACUUUCCAAUUCAGUCUCCUACUAUAUCGAUGAGGCCAGUGAAGUUAAUUAUUCAAAAUAUCUGAGAAGAGAACGGAACGGAGCACUCUUUACAGUGUUUUUGUCUGGAAUUGUAAGAUACAAAAUAAGAGAUCUGGUUCUGGUGGUGGAAAUGAUCGCAUCCAAGUUCAUUAAGUGCGUAACGGUCGGCGACGGCGCCGUAGGCAAAACCUGCUUGCUAAUUUCUUAUACCAGCAACAGUUUUCCAACUGACUAUGUGCCAACUGUGUUUGACAAUUUCAGUGCAAAUGUAGUUGUUGAUGGCAGCACUGUCAACUUGGGAUUAUGGGAUACGGCUGGUCAGGAGGAUUACAACAGAUUAAGACCGUUGAGUUACAGAGGCGCCGAUGUCUUUAUUCUUGCUUUCUCUCUUAUUAGCAAGGCUAGCUAUGAAAAUGUUGCCAAAAAGUGGAUUCCAGAAUUGAGACACUAUGCACCUGGUGUUCCAAUAAUCCUUGUUGGAACAAAGCUUGAUCUCCGAGAUGAUAAGCACUUUUUUAUUGAUCAUCCUGGUGCAGUUCCUAUCACUACAGCUCAGGGAGAGGAACUGAAGAAACUGAUUGGAGCCCCUGCCUACAUUGAAUGUAGCUCAAAGACACAACAGAAUGUGAAGGCAGUUUUUGAUGCGGCAAUAAAGGUAGUGCUCCAGCCUCCAAAACAAAAGAAGAAGAAGAAGAAGAAGUCUCAAAAGGCUUGCUCCAUACUGUGAUAAAGGAAAGUAUAGGUCUAACAGAGGAGAGAAAAUGACAUGGCUACCUAGCCUUAUUGCAACAUUGGCCAUUGUAUUUUUUUCCAUGCCAUACCAUGUUCCCCACCCAUAGGAAGCUGCAAGCUGUGGUGUAUAAUCUGACCAACAAUCUAGGGAUUUCUGAAGAAGCAUUGGAUUGUUUAUUUCUCAAAUUUUACUUGUUAGGCGUGAUGUGUAUUAUUUGGUGACCAAGUAUGCUCACCUCUUUUGGUUUUCAUGUUUGUACUUGUGGCUUGUAUGAUAGAGUUGUGAGUAAGAUCCCAAAAAUGAAACAAAUUCUCCUUUCUUCAACAAAUACUAUUAAUGUGAGGUAUUAAUAUUGCUAGUAA
Mangifera indica (mango) is the source of this 1245-nucleotide messenger RNA. RefSeq names its product rac-like GTP-binding protein RAC1. Gene Ontology annotation, biological process: cortical cytoskeleton organization; establishment or maintenance of cell polarity; small GTPase-mediated signal transduction. Gene Ontology annotation, cellular component: cytoplasmic vesicle; plasma membrane; cell cortex. NCBI's taxonomy places the organism in Eukaryota, Viridiplantae, Streptophyta, Magnoliopsida, Sapindales, Anacardiaceae. Gene Ontology annotation, molecular function: GTPase activity; protein kinase binding; GTP binding. The transcript is spliced from 7 exons. The record is from RefSeq and is a predicted model, not a curated record. The coding region runs from base 281 to 877 and encodes 198 amino acids.